GGUGGAGACACAACAAAAAACAAUUCGUGAAGCUUAGAGAACAAUUGUGGUGUAUUGCACAAUUGGUGCAAUUGGUGAUGACGCUACCAAUUUUUCAUUUCCAGGUAUUCGCAAACCCAUCACAAGCUGUUGUGUGACCAGGGCCUAAACUUAGAAUACAGCAUAUCAGAGAUUCAUUCUAGCUUUUUAAAGAAAUGGAUUCCUUCCUGUAGUGAGACUGUAGAUAUCACGUGGCUCCCCGACGUCACUUCUACAGGGCAGCCGGAAGUGCUCGUGACGUCACCGGCAAACGGCAACAACGACGACGGUGUUGCAACAAUACGGUUACAUUUUAUCAUCAACUCCCUGUCCGGUCUUUUUUUUUUAAUAUAUAAAUAUAUACACACAUCAAAAGGGAUACAAUCGAAACGGCUACUUUUCGCGCACAGUGAAGGAAACGACGUUUGCGUGUCGUUUCUGGUGUCUUUCAUUAUGUCGAACCGUCUGGCCUUUCAGACUCAGCUUGCCUCCAUCAUGGAGGUCCUGGCGAACGCAGCCGUGGCAGAAAUCUGUAAACUGGUGGACGAUGACUACGCGGUGAUUAAUCUGCAGAUGUCUCAGUGCCAGCGCGAAAACAAGGCCCUGAAGAGGAAACUUCAUCUGAUGGAGCUGCGAAUGGCCCGAGGUUACGCCGAAAGGAGAAUCCGAGAAAGCUCAGGAAAUCGCUCCAGCCGAGUCCAAGUGAGCGCAAAUCUCUCAUCAGACAAAUACAGAGCUCCUGUUGCUGAUAUUUUUCCAAAUCAAGAUGAACUCUUCGGGAGGCAGUUAAACGAGGAUGUUUGGAGAGAUGAGGAACCUUCCAGUGUAGACGUGCCAAUUGGGCAUCCAGUCAUCAAACAUGAUGAGAAUGGGCAUGAAGACUCCAGCCAGGCUGGACCAAACGCUGUACUUGUUAAGGCUGAGACAUCUGACGAGAGCCACACACAGCAACAACUAUUCAUUCGAGAAGAUGGAGUUGCAGAACCUGUGUGUGAGGCUGUGGAGGCAGAUUAUGGUGCUGCUAAAGUGGAUAAAGUGGAUGGUCAGAACUCCAGGACACAGCACGAGGCUUUGGAGCACCAAAAGACAGAUGAUGAAGAGCCAGAUGUGCUGUUCAUCAAGGAAGAGCAUUCAGAGCUGGAGGAGCAAGAAAGCCAGACACAUGGUGGCAUGACCCUGCAAGACGGAUUUGUGGAGUCCAGUACAGAUGUCUGUGGAAACGGAGUCUCUUCCUCGCCUGCACAGCUCACAUUAGCCCUCAGUGCACCAGAGUCUCAUGAGCUGGAGUCAUCCCUUGUGAAAGGUGAAAAAAGUAGACUUCAAGAAGAACACCAAGGAACUUCCAGUCAGUCAACUGACAUGCAGAUUACUAUACAGAAUGUGGUAGACUCCCAGACUGCUGGGUCUCUGUGUUCACGUGAGCCAGUUCUUCCUCAGAAAGAAGUCAAAGUGUGGGAUAUUCCGAAUUCCCAGUCUCAUCUCCAAGGGCCGGAUGAGAACAGCAAUAUCUCACUUUCAAACCAGAAUGCUGAGAGAAAAACAGUAGUGUCUGUCGAUGUGCUAGGAACGAAUAGUUUGGCGUAUGAGAGAGCGAAGGAGCUGGAGACUUCUUUUCCACGAUGGGCUGCAAAUAGCCCUUCUGACAGUCAGCCAUCUUGUUCUUAUAUUGUGGAGGUAGAGCAAGACCAAGACUGUGUUCUGGUACAGCCAGGACCAGUAUCUGUAAGGGGAAGGCACAAAGGAGCUGCAUCAAAUAGGCUUCAGGAUGCCAGAGAGCUUCAUAGGGUGGAGGCAGAGUGGAGCACAGUCACUCCUUCAAGUCAAGCCCAUACUCAGCAGUUCAGUCACUUCAACAGGACUCGAUUAGAUGCAGCAAACCGAGCAAAUCUCACUCAGGCUAUUCCAAACUUAUCACAUCCUGGGGUUUCUCUCGCUGGGCUACCGCUUCCAAGACGCAUGGAGAAGGGCAAAAGGAAAAGUUAUAUCUGUAGGUACUGUGGAAAGGCUUUUACUGGGCAGUCUAACUUAGAAGCUCAUCAACGCAUCCACACUGGAGAGAAGCCUUUCAAGUGCGAGACCUGUGGGAAGCUCUUUACAGAAGCAGGAAAUCUGAAGAAGCAUCAGAGAGUUCAUACGGGAGAAAAACCCUUUGUGUGUAAUCGCUGUGGGAAGCGUUUUGCCUGGAUUUGCAAUCUCAGGACACAUCAGCAGUCAGCUUCCUGUGGGGGAGUAUAAGGAGGGGAAAAAAUCUGAUCUGAUCACUUGCAUUGUGAUCAAAAAGUGCAACUAUUCACACACAAUCUGUACGCUUGGUAAAAAUGGUUGGAUAAGUGAAAUCCGAUAAGUCCAAUUUAGUAAUUAUUAGACAAUGACAAAAAGUGUUUGAGCAUAGUGACUCCAAACUACAGUGUGGAGGAGGAACGGGCAAUAUGAUAUCUUGAUAUAAUAACAUCAUGAUACACUUUUUGUCUAUAUCAGUAAGGUGUCAGUGCUUUUAUACCUCCAUUGUUACUCUGAAAUGUAAGUGACUGGACAUUAUUUUGUACCAGUUGUUUCAUUUCUCCCUCUUUUUUCCUUCAUUAAAUGCUGCAGACAAAGAUUUCUGAGCAUAUAAUGGAUUGUGUUGGCCUGGUUUGUUAGCAAAAUCAUACUGUGUAUCAUGAAGGUGUCUAAGUAUCAUGAUAUGAUAUUUUUGCCCUUGUGUGGAUAAGCAAGGAUGUGAACAGAGUUUGAAGUUGUAAAAGACACACGGUGCUUUUCUCUUUAUUGGUUUGGUGCCUUAAUUAUUCCCUGUAAACUUGGUCUGCUUUAAGAUUUCAGAAAUUGCAAACACCAUUCUACCUCUUGAAUUUUUCUCCGGACAAAAACAGAGCAAUAUGUUUGAACCAGAUGGAAGAAAAUCCAGUUAUGAUUCAACACCAGAACAUGUUCAUCUGUUAAAUUCGCAGUGUACCAUGAACUCCAGUGUAUGCUGACUCACUGUAAAAUAAUGAAAUGGAUAAGAUCACAUUAAAUCUU
This is a messenger RNA of Neoarius graeffei (lesser salmon catfish), 3036 nucleotides long. Its product is annotated as zinc finger protein sens. Bases 472 to 2253 code for a protein of 593 amino acids. The transcript has 9 exons. The record is from RefSeq and is a predicted model, not a curated record. Gene Ontology annotation, cellular component: nucleus. NCBI's taxonomy places the organism in Eukaryota, Metazoa, Chordata, Actinopteri, Siluriformes, Ariidae.